AUGACAAAUUUUUUUUGUAGAAAACUUUUAAAACGAAAACCAUUUUUUUUUUUUAGAAAAUUCAAAUCUUUAAAAACAUUAUACAUAAAAAAUGUAAAUAAGUCAGUUAUAAUGAAAAAAAAUAUUAUAGAGAAUAGAAUAGAAAAUAAAGAUAAAGAGAAAGAGAUAUAUGCAUUAAACUAUUUUACUAAGUUUGAAAUAUUUUAUUUAUUUUUCAUGCCUUUUACAUUUGUAUCUCUUUAUCUAAUAUUGAUGUGGAAUAUUUUUAAGUAUAUAUGUGACAUUAAAGAUGUGAAACAUUUCUUGAAAAUCCUUCGAUGGUUAAAUGGGAAGGACGCCUAUCCAUAUGAAUACUGGAAUAAUAAAAAGGACACUACAAAAAGAGGGCAGUCAAUCAUAAUCGCAGAAAAAAAAUUCGAAUAA
Molecule: messenger RNA, 423 nt
Organism: Plasmodium adleri (nom. inval.)
Lineage: Eukaryota; Apicomplexa; Aconoidasida; Haemosporida; Plasmodiidae
Product: conserved Plasmodium protein, unknown function
Exons: 3
Coding region: 1-423 (140 amino acids)
Source: RefSeq, a predicted model, not a curated record